Messenger RNA from Phodopus roborovskii (desert hamster), 1630 nucleotides. It is a transcript of the gene Serinc4, whose product is annotated as serine incorporator 4. NCBI's taxonomy places the organism in Eukaryota, Metazoa, Chordata, Mammalia, Rodentia, Cricetidae. The record is from RefSeq and is a predicted model, not a curated record. Gene Ontology annotation, cellular component: membrane.
CUGGCUUAAGAUUGAGUGAUUAGCCCAGCACAGCGACUGCCCAAUGGGUGAAAAUCUUGAGAAGCUGUUGUUCCUCAUCAGCUUUUCCAGUAACGGAUCUACGCCUAACCUCUGGGCCAAAAAUGACAGGAGCAAAAGUCAAGACACCCCAGCCCACUGUCCAGGGCCUUGCACAGCAGCACGUUGGAAUCGGUGAUGUCAUAGUGAAAACCCCCUUUUAUCAGGUGUCCUGCUGUGGGCCUGUUUCUUUGACCAGCUGCUGCCACUCUAGGAGGCCCUCUCUCACAGAAUCUUCUUGUAGCCUACUGCUCUACAUCCUUCUCCAUUUGGGAACCUCAGCAAUCUGCUGCCUCCUGCUGUCUAGGACAGUGGGAGAAAGGGUCUGGGACAAAGCACAUGGGAUCCAGAUGCCCUCAGUGCUGUGUGCCCACCUGUUUGGCAACUCAGACUGUCCAGUGCUGAGUGGCUCUGGGGCUGUGUAUCGAGUGUGUGCAGGAACUGCCACUUUCCACCUGCUGCAGGCUGUGCUGUUAGUGCGCCUUCACUCCCCAACCAGCCCUCGUGCACAGCUGCAUAACAGCUUCUGGAGCUGCAAGCUGGUGUUCCUGUUAGGUCUCUGUACUGUUGCCUUCUGCAUCCCUGAUGAGCACCUCUUCCCAGCCUGGCAUUACAUCGGCAUCUGUGGAGGCUUCACAUUCAUCCUAUUACAGCUGGUGCUAAUCACAGCCUUUGCCCACUGGUGGAACAAGAAUUGGCAGAUUGGUGCAGCCCAAGACUGUAACUGGUCCCUAGCCGUGUUGCUGGCCACCCUAGGAUUCUACAGUAUGGCAGGUUUGGGGGCUGUGCUACUGUUCUACCACUAUACACACUCUGACGGCUGUCUGCUCAAUAAGAUGCUACUCAGCCUGCACCUCUGCUGCUGUGGCCUCCUCUCUGUCCUCUCCAUCACACCUUGCAUCCGCCUCAAGCACUCAAGUUCCGGCCUUCUAUAAGCUUCUAUCAUCAGCUGCUAUAUCAUGUAUCUGACCUUCUCUGCACUGUCCAGCCGUCCCCCAGAGACAAUAACCUUUCAAGGACAGAAUCACACUUUGUGCGUGCCUGCCAAGAAUAAAAUGGAACCACAAAUACCGGAUACCUCAGCAGCAGUGUUGAGUGCUGGCAUCAUGUAUGCUUGUGUGCUUUUUGCUUGCAAUGAGGCUUCCUACCUGGCUGAGUUAUUUGGACCCCUGUGGAUCAUCAAGAUUUACAAUUAUGAGUUCCAGAAACCCUCACUCUGUUUCUGCUGCCCCCAAACAGAGGAUGGGCACAGCAGCACAGCCAGGCCAGGUGACCAAGAAACCCCACCAGCUGCUCAGGUGCAAAGGCAGCAUCUUCCCUACAGCUAUUCUGCCUUCCACUUCACCUUCUUCCUUGCUUCACUCUAUGUCAUGGUUACUCUUACCAACUGGUUCAGCUAUGAGGGAGCAGAACUGGAGAAGACCUUCACUAAAGGUAGCUGGGCUACCUUCUGGGUCAAAGUUGCCUCAUGCUGGGCAUGUGUACUCCUCUAUCUGGGGUUGCUUCUGGCACCACUGUUGGCUUCCCACUCAGAAUCACCACCACCCCAGGGUACUGCCUGGUAAAAACUAGC